Chenopodium quinoa (quinoa) is the source of this 2881-nucleotide messenger RNA. RefSeq lists its product as uncharacterized. Bases 1302 to 2603 code for a protein of 433 amino acids. Lineage: Eukaryota; Viridiplantae; Streptophyta; Magnoliopsida; Caryophyllales; Amaranthaceae. The transcript is spliced from 5 exons. The record is from RefSeq and is a predicted model, not a curated record.
AAUAUCCGAUCCAAAAUAUUAACAUUCCACUUUCAAUUAAUUAUUACUCGUAUUUGGAUAUUUGGAUCGGACCGGAUUAUGUUACUUUCCAGUUCCCGCGCAAUAGACCUGUCCUCACCCUAAACAAACACACACUUCUACGUCUUUUUUUUUUUUGGCUCCGAAAAAGCAAGAAUUGUACACAACUACACAUCACAAUUUCACAACACCAUUAAUUUGGUUUUUGCAUAUAUUUGACAUUAACCUCAACUUCUCACAAUCCCACGCAAUAUAUAUGUUCUCCCUCUGAUAAAACUCGCACAAACUGCAUACCUAAAUUUCUAAAAUCACAGACGAAGAAGCAGAAGCUGUUCUCUUCGCAACACCAUUAAUCUACUGAUCCAAUGCCUCCUACUAGAGAGGAUAUCAUCUUUGAAUUGUUUUCUGAUGAAGUUAUUAUCGACUUUGAAACCGAAAAGUGUCCCACUCCUGCUCCCGCUCCCGCUCCCAGAGUGGUUUAUGAAGACCCUGAGGAGCUUGAAUUGCGUAAAAAUAUGCGCCGAAAAGUGCAGGAAGGUUGGAAUUAUCAGGAAACCUUAUACUACAGAUGAUUAUCAUAUUCUAGGAACUCCUUUGAUUGAAUUGUCCUCUCUUUGCAUACAUCUUGAUGACGGCAAUCCGUCUUUUGAUGUUUAUGGUUUUAUCUGCCUUGUUGAUGAUGAUCAUCACAAGGGUGGAGUGGAACACCUUUUCUUUCACCGUGAUUUCAGUGAUUCGCUCAAUGUUAGUAGGAAGGAUAAGCAACCUGCUACCCUUCAUAGAGCCGUACUCCAAGGCCCUUUUCUGCUACCAGACCGUUUUAAGUUGAAGUUGAAACUUGUAGACAAGAUUCGAGAUGUUGUAAUCAUUGAUGUUGUUAACGUGUUUGAUUUAGAUGGCAUUGUUUACGACAAAGAACAUCAAUUAAUGUUUUCUGGGAAUGGGAGUGGGAUGGUCACUCUGAAUUAUACUAUGCUUAAGUAUGGACUCUUAGCUCGUGUGGCAUUAACUGUUCUAAAAAACCAUGGAAGGAGCAUACGUGGUAUAAGUGUUAUGAAUGACACUGUUAGUGGUUUAAAUGUUGGGGGUACCAUCUUUGCUACCACUGUCAUGGAGAGUGGUGAAGAAAUAUCAUGCGUCAUAUUUGCAUGUUCCUUACUCCGCAUACAUUGCUGCUUCCUUUGGCAGUACCCGCAUAUUCCUUCCUUUGACUUAAAGCAGAUUUAGUGGUUGACGGUCAGCCAUUUGUUAGUGACUUUGCUUUGGAAUUCAUACCCACCAGCAUGCUUGGAAGGAAAGAAAUUGCAGGGCAGAAUUGGCGUAUUCUAGUGGUGGUGGAUUGGAAAAAUCCAAAUAUAUCUAAUGAUAUGGAACGAUGCUUUAGAAAUUUUCAGAUGAUACCAAGAAGUUUAGUUGACUUUGAUCCAGUUCCACCAGGUCUUUUCCAAAAGGACGUAUUUUUUGACCCUAAUAAGUGUAGUACUGAUUACCCUCCCGAACAAAGUGAACAACACUCUGGCUGUGGAAAUAAUACUACUGAUCACUCUAUGCAAGGAUGUUUUCUCGAGUUGGCCACUAAAAAGGAUAGUUCUGAAGGAUCAACCUCAAGUACUAAACGUCAAAUGACAGUUUAUUAUCUACUUGAAACAAACUCAGACCAUACAGGCAAAAGUACCAUUGAGGAGCCUCAUCGAAAGAGGUCCAAGCUACUUCAUGAUGAUCUAUUGUCAGAUGUGAGCAAUCAGAGUAUUCGGCCCUUAUUUAAGCUGUUGAAAUAUAAUCGAACGCUUGUGGAGGUUUUCUCAAUUUAUAUUGGCUCUUUUGGUCGUUCUGGUGAUGCUUUGCAACUCUAUGGGAAAAUCUCAAGUUAUGAUUAUUUUAACGUAUAUGAUAUCUUUAAUAGAGACAAGAUGAAUCCUGUCAAGUUGCAUCCCCAUACAAAUGUAGUCCCGGUAGAGCAGCCUCAUUGUUAUGAAGCCUUCCGUGUACAUUUUGGAAUGUUUUUUGACCUCAAGGAUGUUGAAGGGCAUGAAAUUAGCAGAGGUUAUUUGGAAUGGAAUUAUCAUUCGAUUUAUGGAAUGAAAGACCGGCGGAUCUGUUCGAUUGUACGAGGCAGACAUGGGUUUGCAGCUGUUCAUUAUACAAUCUUUGAGCAUGGUGUAUCAGCUAAUCUGAAGGUUACUUUGCUGUCUGAGAAAAGUAGUGAUGUUUGUCGAGUUCAUGGGAAGAUAUGGGGUAGCUAUAGCACCUACGAAUACGAGAAAGCCUACGAAAAGGAAUACUAUCGAAGCAUGAUUUUUGAAAAGGGCAGGGCUGAGUAUGUGGAGGUAGAGCCUAUGAAAGAACAAUUUGUGGAGGCAGAUGGUGGUGGAGGAGUACCGUUGUCGAAACGUAAAGUUGCUGUGCCAGUGGAUGCUUCCUUCAUUGUUGAAGUUAACUUAAAUGUUGAAGGUGAGUAUGGCGAGGCACUAAGAGGUAUAGCAACUUUUAACUAUGUAAAGCCUAAACUUAAUAAAAUAUGUUCUGAGGUGGUUAAAAUUGAAGGCUGGAACUAUAGCUUAUUAGUGUGUGUGGGUUGGCAUUGACAAUUCAAUGUUAGUUAUGGAUAUAUGAUGUCAAGUGUUGUAUUGAGUCUAGAAAGAGUUGAGACUAAGUUGUGUGUGUGUUAUUAUUAAUAUGGAUGUCAAGUAGAUAGUUUUAAUUUUGAUUGGAACUAUUAAUGGAAGUCAUUUUGCAUCUAAAGUUCAAAAUUCACGACAAUUGUUGGAAAAUCUACACAUUUUGUGUGGAAUCCAGGGUACUAAAGCAACUUUGUUCUGCUCAAAGUUUUAAGCUUCAAAUUUGUUAUUGCAAAUAUUAAUGA